This is a messenger RNA of Pyricularia oryzae 70-15, 807 nucleotides long. RefSeq lists its product as uncharacterized. The transcript has a single exon. NCBI's taxonomy places the organism in Eukaryota, Fungi, Ascomycota, Sordariomycetes, Magnaporthales, Pyriculariaceae. Bases 1 to 807 code for a protein of 268 amino acids. The record is from RefSeq and is a predicted model, not a curated record. Gene Ontology annotation, molecular function: nucleic acid binding; 3'-5' exonuclease activity. Gene Ontology annotation, biological process: nucleobase-containing compound metabolic process.
AUGUCUGUUAAUGCCAAUCAUGCUACCACUUUUGGUACCGAGACUUCAGGCACGGUAGUGGAGCUGGUUGAUACGACCGAGCGCCUGGCCGACGUCCUGAGCUCGCUGAUGACUCUCCCUACCAGCCCUCCAUCCUUAUACGUCGACCUCGAGGGGAUAAAUCUCAGUCGCAUGGGAAGCAUCUCCAUCCUGCAAAUCUACGCCGCGCCUCUGGACCACGUCUACCUCGUCGACGUCCACAAGCUUGGGUCCGACGCCUUCACCACAAAGCCUCGUGGAUCUGCAGGCCAGACGCUGAAGCAGAUCCUCGAGUGUCCCUGGAUCCCCAAGGUGUUUUUCGACGUGCGAAACGACUCCGACGCCCUGUUUGCGCACUUUGGCGUCGGCCUCCAGGGCGUGGCGGACCUGCAGCUGAUGGAGAUCGCGUCGCGGGACCGCUGGAGGCGGAGGUUCCUCUCGGGGCUGGCCAAGUGCAUCGAGCUCGACGCCGGGCUCGGGCUCGGCGAGCGGUCCGCUUGGGUCAGGAACAAGGACCGCGGCAAGGCCCUCUUUGCGCCGGAGCUGGGCGGGUCCUACUCCGUCUUCAACAUCCGGCCGCUGCCCGACGAGAUUCGCGACUACUGCUCCCAGGACGUGCAGCUCCUCCCGAAGCUCUGGGCCCGGUACGACGCGAGGCUCUCGGCCGCCUGGAAGGACAGGGUGCGGGAGGCUGCCGUCGCGCGCGUUGGCGAGGCGCAGUCUGCGUGGUUCAACGGAAAAGGCCGCCACAUGGCGCUACCCCCGGCCGGAUGGGACCGACUGGACUAG